AUGGUGGAAGAGGUUAUUGAGGGAUGGGCAGCUAAUAAGCUGAGCGGGGAAAUUCCAAGGCUCAUAUAUUGGAACGAAGUUUUGCAAUAUCUGGGAUUGCGAGGGAACAACUUAGUUGGUACACUCUCUCCUGAUAUGUGUCAGCUAACAGGGUUGUGUGAUGUUAGAAACAAUAGUUUGACUGGUACCAUUCCUGAGAACUUAGGCAAUUGCACUGCCUUCCAGGCAAUUGCACUGCCUUCCAGGUCUUGGAUUUUGUCUUACAACAAAGUGACUGGAGAGAUUCCAUUCAAUAUUGGGUUCUUGCAAGUAGCUACGUUAUCUUGGCAAGGAAAUCAGCUUCCAGGGCAGAUCCCAUCAGUCAUUGGCUUGAUGCAGGCACUCGCAUUGUUAGAUUUAAGCUGCAAUACGCUGAGUGGACUGAUCCCUCCCAUCCUUGGAAAUUUGACUUACACAGAGAAAUUGUAUCUGCAUGGAAACAAGCUGACUGGAUCCAUUCCCCCAGAGCUUGGGAAUAUGACAAAGCUCCACUAUCUGGAACUGAACGACAAUCGGCUCACUGGGCAUAUCCCUCCCGAACUUGGGAGGCUUACGGACUUGUUUGACCUAAAUGUUUCUAACAACAACCUUGAUGAGCAUAUACCUGAUAAUCUUAGCUCAUGCACAAAUCUCAACAGCCUCAAUGUGCACGGGAACAAAUUGAAUGGGACCAUCCCUCCUGCAUUUCAGAGACUGGAAAGUAUGACUUAUUUGAAUCUAUCCUCUAACAAUCUUAUGGCUCCCAUUCCAAUUGAGCUGUCCCAGAUUGGUAAUUUGGUUACUUUAGACCUCUCAAGUAAUAGGAUUAGUGGUUCCAUACCUUCUUCCCUUGGUGACUUGGAACACCUGCAAAAACUGAAUUUAAGCAAGAAUGAGUUGACUGGUUUUAUACCAGCCGAGUUUGGUAAUCUAAGUAGUGUCAUGGAAAUAGAUCUGUCAAAUAACCACAUUUCUGGUCCAAUACCGCAAGAGCUUGGUCAGCUUCAAAAUGUUUUAUUGUUGAAAGUGGAGAACAACAAUUUAUCAGGAGAUGUAAUGUCUCUGGUCAAUUGCCUCAGUCUUACGGUCCUAAAUGUAUCUUAUAAUAAUCUGGUUGGGGAUAUUCCUACGGGCAAAAACUUCUCGAGGUUUUCACCAGAUAGCUUCAUAGGAAAUCCAGGUCUGUGUGGCUACUGGCUCAGUUCUCCAUGCCAUGCAUCUCAUCCAACUGAGCGAGAAGAUGAGAGUGGAAGAGCUUACGGCUUAGAACUAGGCCUGGACAUGACUUGCUAUCUUGUCAGUCAUCUAUUGAUUCAAUAG
Ilex paraguariensis (yerba mate) is the source of this 1338-nucleotide messenger RNA. NCBI's taxonomy places the organism in Eukaryota, Viridiplantae, Streptophyta, Magnoliopsida, Aquifoliales, Aquifoliaceae. The record is from the annotation of a GenBank genome assembly.